Caenorhabditis elegans is the source of this 1116-nucleotide messenger RNA. It is a transcript of the gene F28B1.9, whose product is annotated as CUB domain-containing protein. The transcript has 3 exons. Lineage: Eukaryota; Metazoa; Nematoda; Chromadorea; Rhabditida; Rhabditidae. The record is from RefSeq and is marked reviewed. Bases 5 to 1078 code for a protein of 357 amino acids.
CAGGAUGUCCAGUUGCAGGGUUAAUCCAUUUCUGCUACUUAUCAGUCUCUUUCUCCAAACUGUUUCUGGCUGUCUAGUGGUCCGUGAAAAGGAUCCAAAUCCUAAUAUACAAAACUGCAAUUGCAAUGUCAAACUGUUCAACCAAGAGGAUAUUCGUAAUAAUGAGGGAGGGCGCUAUUUGGGUGAUCUUCAAGUGUGGGAUCCGAUCGUAGAAUCGAAGCAAGAUUGCUGGUUGGCGAUCACAUGUAAACCAGUACCAGGAGUCAGCUCAUUCUUCACCGUGAUGUUCAGAAGUAAUGGGCCACCGAUUUACAUCAACCGAGUGGUGUCUAAUCAAUCUACGUUUGUCGAGCAACCUCGAUCAAUUGGAAAUCUAAAGUGCAAUGAGCACAAUGGGGAACAUCAAUGGUUCUUCCACGAUGCUCUAAUCCAAGAUUUUUCACUUGCUUGUGUCGCUGACUCGUACAGCUGCGACUGCCCGCGAAUUCUAUCUGACGGCCGUACGGGUUUUGAGAGCCGAAAUCCAUCGGUCACAAACCAAUGUGACUUUUUCAAAGGAACAUGCAUGCAAAAUACUGAAAUUCCGUUUUUGCACACCACUAAUACAAAUCCAGUGAACAGUGGGGCAGGUGCCGGCGCACUUGGUUCAGAAUUUGACGAUCUGCGUUGUGUGAAGACAGGAGACGAGUUUAGUUGGUAUUUUGCAAAUUUGAAAUUACAAGAUGUAAGUAUGCACUGUGGCACCAACACAGCAGUAUUCGGCGAGGAAACAUAUCUGACUUGCGGAGUUUUUCAAGUCAUCAACAAAUUGGAAGACUUAAAAUGGUAUCAUCAAGUUGGAGCAUACUCGACCGCACAGGUUGGAAUCAGUUCAUGGACACCGGCGUUUGAGUUCGAGAUUACUUGUGAAGAUGGGUUUAAGCCAGUUGUGUUCAGUGAGAACAAUCCGCCAAUUGAGAUCCCCGACUCUGUACCAACUAUCAAAUGCACCUACAAUCCUAUGGCCAACUAUUUGAUGGUCUGGAUCGCAAAUGGCAUCAGACUCAUCACACCCGCAGGAGCAUGCAUGAAGUUGUGAUUAUUUAAAUUCAAUAAUAAAGAUAUAAAAACCGAUGA